AUGAAAAAUGACACUUAUGGCAAUUUUGAAGAAAGAAUUCCGUUAAUAGUGAUACAGGCCGAAGAAGGGACAACUAGGACAUCGGAAGGCGAGGAUAACGAGAUCAGCGAAGCGCAACCUGGAUCCUCGAGAGCUCUCUCAGCAGCCACCUCCCAUGAAGAGGAUGAUGACUCCAGCAAAGACGUCAGCAGUGAGACCAAAAGCCCGGGACAAAGGUUGAUGAGCAAGUUGUCAUCAUCCACAACUAACGCUCGGCCAGAUGAUAUAACAAAGUCUAAUCAGAGAUGGAUGAAACUGCGGACCACAGUGCAGUUAAGUUCCGCUAUACACAAGAAACCAACGCUAAAAAGAGAAGACUCCUUCCUCAAGAGAUUUUCUACACGUCAAAUACCCGAAACUCAGGAGACUGUAGAAGACACGGGCUCCGAAGGUGCAACCGGCGAACACCGAACAACAAAUAGACAAAGACGACGCAAAGUCAGGGUGCCCCCAACAGUUGUUAAUCCAGACGAGAAUUUCUAUUUCUAUUGGCUUUGGCUUAUCACAGUCUGCGUGCUGUAUAACCUUUGGACUCUUAUAGUUCGGCAAAGUUUCCCUGAACUGCAGACAAUGUGUCACUAUUUCUGGGUUAUCUGCGACGGCAUUGGAGACGUGGUCUUCGCAUUGGACCUCAUCGUGCAACUCCGGACGGGAUAUUUGGAACAAGGACUCAUGGUAUACGACUCAAAAAAACUAGCGAAACAUUAUCUUACAUCAAGACCUUUUUUGCUGGAUAUUGCCGCAUUAACUCCGUUGGAUCUUCUUCAAUUGAAAAUUGGAACGAACCCUAUUAUACGCUUUCCUCGCUUCUUAAAGGUCUACCGAGCUGUCAGCUGUUACUACAUGGUGGAAUCCAGGACGGUGUACCCAAACUUUUGGCGGGUGAUCAACUUGAUACAUAUUCUGUUGAUCCUCGCACAUUGGUUCGGCUGUUUUUAUUUCUUGCUUUCAGAAGCAGAGGGUUUUCAGGGCGACUGGGCGUAUCCUCAUCGGCCAGGAGACUACGCCACGCUUACCAGGAAGUACCUCGGGUCACUCUACUGGUCCACUCUAACCUUAACAACUAUCGGAGAUCUGCCCACGCCUGAAACAAACGCAGAUGUGCACGGAGGUCCCAAAUUUCUGCCACGUCGCGGACUCAAGUCCCGCUUGCUGCAGUUCAGAUCCAACCGAGGGUACGUUUUCACUAUCGUAAGCUACUUAAUUGGAGUAUUUAUUUUUGCAACAAUUGUGGGUCAAGUCGGCAAUGUCAUCACGAACCGAAAUGCCAAUAGGCUUGAAUUUGAGAGAUUGCUGGAUGGGGCUAAAACCUAUAUGAGACAUCAUAAGGUCCCUGGCGGUAUGAAACGUCGCGUACUCCGGUGGUACGACUACUCUUGGUCUCGUGGUCGGAUUCAAGGUGGAGGUGAUAUUAACACAGCCCUAGGACUGUUGCCCGAUAAGUUGAAAACGGAACUAGCGUUACACGUUAAUUUAAGCGUUCUGAAAAAGGUAACCAUAUUCCAAGAGUGUCAGCCAGAGUUCUUACAUGAUCUCGUUUUGAAGAUGAAAGCCUACAUCUUCACACCGGGUGAUUCAAUAUGCCGAAAAGGCGAAGUGGCACGAGAGAUGUUCAUUAUCGCAGAUGGUAUUUUGGAAGUGAUAUCCGAGACCGGCCGUGUGCUUACAACUAUGAAGGCUGGCGACUUUUUCGGAGAAAUUGGCAUUUUAAAUCUUGACGGACUGAACAAGAGAACUGCCGACGUCCGAUCUGUGGGAUACUCUGAGCUGUUUUCUUUAUCACGGGAAGACGUUUUGGCGGCCAUGAAAGAUUAUCCAGAGGCCCAAGAAAUUCUUCAAACUCUUGGAAGGAAACGUUUGCAAGAAGCAAAAAACAUGUCUCGGCAAAAAGUUAAGGGUGAAAUAAGCCCAGAUAAAAUGGGAGGUGACGACAGUACCUCAAAGCGCAUAGUUCAUAAACUGCGAACCGAUGUUAAGGGGAUUCGCAACGCCAUAAGGAGUAGGUCACGAGCGGGACGCAGAUCGGGAGAAUCGAUGGAGCUUCAGUCUCUAUCCAGCUCGGAACGAACUGGUGGCGACGCCAAGGUACUAAGAAGGAUGCCUCGAGUAGAAAGUGAUGAUUCGCAGGCCCAUAACCAGGAGGAUCAUAACGGGGAAACUACGUCAUGUGUUAAAGACGGUGAAAAAAGUAUAUCACCCAUUGGUGCUGGAUUGCCAUUAUUGUCACGAUUGAAACUACUGAAAGAAAAACAAGACCGGGAGGAAAAAGGCACUAAACAGAGAACCUCAACUUCUUCGAUUGGAUCAAUUACUACACAACAGCCAACACCUACAACUAGCUCUGUCCAAGACGGAGAACCUGAAAUAAUUGGAGCAGGACUGCCACUAUUACAACGACUGCUUCUAUUAAAAGCUAAAGAAGAAAAAGAGAAAAAUCAAUUAACACCAACAAACAGCAAUCAGCCGUCUAGUUCCGAGACCAUCAGUCCUAGUUCAGUUAAAAGUCCCUUAAGCCCGACUAUAAAAGCUCUGAGUCCGAUCAGAAAAGGAUCUGAAUCCAGCUCCCCAGGUAGAUUACACAGUCCUACAACAAAAAUGUCACGAAAGAACUCCUCUGGAUCUAGUGACGGUGCUUCUCGCCCUAAAGUAAGUUUUAAAGACAAAAUACUGCAAGUUCAGAGUGAUGGUACUGCUGUCUCUCAGCCCCUAGUUAAAGAUACUAUUGAAAAACCAGCAGCACUUGUAGAGCCCACACCUAAAAGUGAAAGUAAUCUUAUAUCUAUUCCACACUCCGUUGUUAGUAAAAUUAAAUCACCGGCUAAAGCUGUAAGCUCUACGUUUCGAGACAAGUUGAAAUUGCUUCAAAGUAGUAGUACAAAGGAAACGGAUACAAAUACUAUGGAUAAAUGUAAAACAAAUACUGAAAAGACAUCUGUAGAAAUAACAUCUGUUCAAUGUACUGAAAGUAAAGAGGAACCAAAGAUAGAAAGCAAAAAGCCCUGGACUAAACUAAAAAAAGCUGCUAUAUUAGGAGACCCAAAAAGCAAAUCAAGCUUAGAAGAUAAAAUAGAAGUAAUUGACAUGAAAAGUAAAAGUUCAAAUCAAACAGAUGGUCACAGCUCAGGUCAAAUUAAUAAGCCAGAUAUAACAGUCAACGUGCCUACCGUUACCACAGCAGAGCUUGUGAAAAUAGAUAAUAAUGUUGAAGUUGAAUGUGAUAAUACUAAACAAGACAAACCUAAUAUUUGCUUAACAGCUCCCUUAGAAUCCGUCCAAGAAAAAUCUUUAGAUAUAAUAUCAACAUCUCCAAAACAAGGCAAUACUACAAAGGCGAGUGAUAUUUCUAGAACGACCGUAACUGCAGGAACUAUGCUUUUACCUAAAGCGAAAAAAUAUAAAUCGAUAGAUGACCUUUCUCCGGAAUAUGGAGGACUUCCUUUUGUUAAGAAAUUAAAAAUUUUAAACGAGAGGCAAAAACUCGCUGCUCUUGAAAAAGUCGUUAAGAUUAGAAGUUCAAGUCUAGACUGCGCUAGUUCUUCAGAAGAUUUGUUAUGUGAUACACUAACAAGAAGCCAUUCCGAAGGAAGUACAAUGGAUAAGAGGAAGUAUAAAAGAAAAUCCACAGAUUCAUCUGGUAGUCAAGAAUCGAAUGAAACAUUGGAAAGAAGGACGCUCAAGUCUAUAUUAAAAAAAUUAUCUGAAGAUGUUUCUCCCAUUCAAAGCCCCGAAAGAAGCAAAGAACUAAAAAGGCUGAUUAGAGCUCCAACUAUAGAAGGAUACGCGGCACGACACUCAAAAUUUGCAAAAAGUGUUACAUUUCAUCGACAUACUUUACCAUCACCACCUGCUAGUGCGCCAUUAGAUAUCGAUGACGAAGUUUUUCAAGUUCCGGACGGUAAAAAUGUUUCUAUUCCAAGUAUAACACCACCACCUAAUCUGAAAACUGACAUAACAGAAACACAAAAUCAGUUAGUUGAACCUGAGAAUGAUGUUAAUGUUCCGAAUCAAAACUUUCAACUCAACGUAGAUACUGAAUACAACUUACAGCAAGACAUUACUCCAGUAUAUGAUAUAAAAUCUUUAAAACCCGAAGAAAUUAGAGUACCACCAGAAAAAACUAAACUUACUUUAAUUUCUGCUGUCACUAAUCAAAGGAAAUUAUUACGAGGUUCAAUCGAAGAUCAAGAGUAUUUUGGGGAAGUGCUUUUAGGAAUUAAACAAGUUAUACAAGGGCAUUUACAUGAGGUUCAAAGCAAAUUUCAAGAAAGGUAUAAUAGCUUAGAAAAUGAGAUUCGAAAACGCGAUGAAAUCAUAAGCCAACUGCAGAAACGUAUUCAAGAGUUAGAAAAAUCAGGACUGAAUGAAACGAGUCUUACAUAUCCAACGGGUCAAACAAGCUUAGCGAGUGAAAUAAAGGAUACAAGCGAUUUCAAUCAAUCAUGUUCUAAAAGUGGCAGUUCAGGAAGUGAAGAAGUUUCAGGGGCCGAAGAAGGAUUCAUGAGAGGUGACUCUUUAGAUACAGUUUUUGCAACAUCGCCUCCUAACGCCAGUGGGGAGGAAGAUGUAGCUACAAAAAGUUUAGAAAAACAACCCACAGUUAAAGAAAUUAAUAUAACAUCCACUAGAAACGAUUUGUCAGACGAAAAACUCACUGAAAUGACUGGUGGAAUUGAAUUAUCAAAAUUGUCGUACUCCGAAUUACAAAUCCUCGCAGAAACUAUCUCUAGCAAAAGUAACAAUACGUUUUCAAGUAAAGAAGAAUGGACAGUAAGUAAAUCGAAGAGAUUAGAUUUAAAUCUUGACGGUAAAGCUGGAACUUAUUCGCGAAAACGGGCUGAGAAAUUAAAACAGCGAAAGUCAUGGGAAGAUCAAAGUGACCAGGAGAACAUGGAAAUGCAAGAUCUCACAAGACCUAUGUCUCCACAAAUGACUGCAGAAGAUCGUUCACUACUUAGUCCCGAACAAUCUAGUCUUCGGACACCGAGGCGAGGAAUACAUCCAUUUCAUUUCUUUGGUACUCACUUGGAUAACACCAAAUCUAAAAUUAAAAAAACCCUAUCCGUUGAUACGGGAAUGCAUCAGACUGGUAGAAAAGAUAAAAAACGCGGUCAACAGCGUCAUCAUCGUAAAUUCAGCUUAGGUUCGUUCUUUGGCUACAACCGAGGGACUCAAUCAAAGCAAACGAAUAACUGCAACGAAGUAGUACUUGACAUUGGAAGCGACUGCAGUUGGAGUGACACGACAUCGACAUCAUCCAGUAGCGAUUCUGAAUCGAUACCAAGGACACCGGUAUUUGAGGAGUUUGUUGGAAAUACUUUCCGUCGAGUUCGACUCGGUAGCUCCAGCCAUGGAAGCACUUCACCCAUCCGAGGAAGUGGGAGUGACUGGGAAGUUAUGAUGCUAGCCAAUGAGUUGGAAAAAAGGGAACGUGAAAAAGAAAAAGAAGAAUCGAGAAGGCAUCACUACCCCACUACGCUAAGGGACUUAGAAGAGGAAUCCGACACACCGCAGAGAGAAGACAGUCCUGAAGAAUUUUCGAACAUCGAAGAUUCAAAUUCCUCAUCUACAACUCAUCUACUCUCACAUUCAAUCAGCGAAGCAUCUCAGAGGUCAUUAGAGACGACAUUCACUGAGAGGAGUAGUCAUUCAAUAAGGCAGCCCAGACAAUUGCGUGUUGGAUCUUUAGGAGAACAGAGCACACGGGACUUCGGCCAUCCAUCAAGAGGAUUAAUUCUACGAGCAGCGAGUCUGGACCGGGAGAGGACACAGGAUCUUCCACACACAAGGCGAUUUGGUUCCUUAAAAAGCUCGACCACUGGUUCGCAUAAAAGACUC
Iphiclides podalirius (scarce swallowtail) is the source of this 5874-nucleotide messenger RNA. NCBI's taxonomy places the organism in Eukaryota, Metazoa, Arthropoda, Insecta, Lepidoptera, Papilionidae. The record is from the annotation of a GenBank genome assembly.